Melampsora larici-populina 98AG31 is the source of this 525-nucleotide messenger RNA. RefSeq lists its product as uncharacterized. The coding region runs from base 1 to 525 and encodes 174 amino acids. Lineage: Eukaryota; Fungi; Basidiomycota; Pucciniomycetes; Pucciniales; Melampsoraceae. The record is from RefSeq and is a predicted model, not a curated record. The transcript is spliced from 4 exons.
AUGAUCAUUGAUAAUGAUGAAGAUGAACCUCAAGUGUCAGCAAUUGAAGCUAUCAACCCGGCUCCAGGCUCUGCCACCAUGCCUGCCGCGGCAAAGAUCUCAGUACCUCAUAACCCUAAGGAGAAAGGUAAAGGUCGUAAGGCCUUAGUAAAGGCUCCUGCUCGGGCAUCAACUCGCAUCAAAGGUUUGAAGGAGACAAUUCCACCCAUCAAAGAACCAGCAAAGCCUUCCCUUAACAUUAAGAGCAAAGCAACGGUACCGGCUCCGGUCAUCCCCAGCCUUCCUCCAAAACCCAACUUGAACAAUGAGCCUAGACGACUAUUGCGCUCCCAUUCCCAUCGGUCACAAGCUACCUCCGACAAACCGUCAUCCACCAGUCUUUUCACCGAGGUGGGCCCAGAAGCACAUGAAUCCCCCAAACAAGAUGGAUUGGCAUCAAAGGCUCCAGUCGAUGAGGUUGAAGAAAAAUCUGAACUGCUCAAAGAAGAAAGAUCGUCCUUGAAGAUACUGACAUAUUCCAUCUAG